ACGAGUGGUAGUGAUGGUUGGGCAAACAAAUUCCCGGCAAAAAGUGAUUUUUUCGAAAGCCACCAGGAUUUCGGGGAGACGCAGAAAUGUGAAGAGAGUGUACUUGUUGCAUUGGGUAACCAAAACGACACAGUUUUUUCCUGAGAGUUUUUGAAAUUUUCUUGUCUUUGGUCGUCUUUUUUUGGACACAAAAUGUCUCAGGCUUGCGUGUUUGGCGGAACUAUGGUUAAGGAUUAUGAUGAAUAUUUGGACUUCGAUGAGGAGCCCCAAUCGCGAACGGAACACGAGAAAACGUCGGCUUUCGGGUACCAGCACCACGGAUUUUUCCGAGCAGAAAUCCCAAUUAUGCCACUGAGCCUUGCGGUGCUCUGCUGCUUCUUGAAUAUGCUAAUCCCGGGGCUCGGAACGUUUUGGGCGGCUCUGUCGGUGCUCUGCUGCUCGGAUUCCGGGAGGAGCUCCACUUUCAGAUGUUUUAUGGUUAAUUUGUUGGCGGCUAUGUUGCAGUUUCUCCUUUUCCCUAUUCUCGUCGGAUUUCUCUGGAGUGUCAUUUGGGGUAUCAUGUUUAUACAAAUCGCCAGAAAUUGGUUCAUUUCCGACUUACACCACCGGGCGGACUUCCUGAGCUGGUGCCCGUGCAGCAAUUGGUGAAAAAUUAUCAAAUUAAAGAUUUUGAGUUAAAAUGUGUUAGUUGGCAAAAACUGUAAUUUCUACCAUGACAAUAACGUAUUAGUGAUGUAUUUUUUGAACAUUAUGUGUAUUUUCUUUCUUUUUUUUUUAACUUUUUUAAAAAUGUUUGAAAAUGUUUUUUUUUUGUUUUCAGUUGAAUUU
Molecule: messenger RNA, 828 nt
Organism: Caenorhabditis elegans
Lineage: Eukaryota; Metazoa; Nematoda; Chromadorea; Rhabditida; Rhabditidae
Gene: Y51H7BR.7
Product: Protein stum homolog
Exons: 4
Coding region: 193-648 (151 amino acids)
Cellular component (GO): membrane
Source: RefSeq, marked reviewed